This is a messenger RNA of Porites lobata, 5031 nucleotides long. NCBI's taxonomy places the organism in Eukaryota, Metazoa, Cnidaria, Anthozoa, Scleractinia, Poritidae. The record is from the annotation of a GenBank genome assembly.
AAAGUAAUAGAGUAUUGUUUACAUGACCUUGCUGGCGACAUUGUGCCAAUUGGGAUUUUCUAAUUGCACUCAAUUAAGGUUUUUGCUUUUGGCGGUAGUCACGGGCAGAAGUAAACUGGUUUGUAAACUCUUCUUAAUUCUUAGGACCUAUCAUUCCACUGCAUACCUCUUUCUCAUGAAAUGGCUUUUUGGGCUCCUUAGAUGGAACAACACAUUAGAGCUCAAAAGAGCAAAGGCAUGCCGAUCCAAGAUAAGUAAUGCUGCGAAAGUAAAAACUGUGAACAACAGCUCUUUGGAAAGAACAUAUUGUUCUGAGGUCAAUGGGGACAAAAAAGGUAGUAUUGCUGUUUCAUGCAAAGAAGUGGUCCAAGAGAGAAGAGCUGCUGAAAAGAAAGAAAGGAAUAGACUUCAUUGCCAACAAAACCAGGAAAAAUAAUUGAAAGGAUAAAGGAGAGAAGACGAGAGAUCCGUGAAUCCACAACUGAACGUGCUAGACACACAAGGCGUACUGUCAAAGAGAUCAUGGAAAAGAAAGCAGUGAAUCCGUGCCUCCACUAUAUUGGAUUCGAAAUGCAUCCUGGUCUUUCGCACAUCUAGGCCGCACGCUUUUUUUUCUUUUUUAAUUUUUUUUCCUAUUGCACUCAUAGGCCAUACUCAUUUAUUAUUUUGUUUGUGUGAACGAGGAAAUAAGAAAUAAGAAAUAAAAUAAAAAUAAAUUAUAACAAAAUAAAGACAACUAAUCAAUAAAAUAAAAUUAUGGGAAAAACAUCAACUUUCUGUCACUCUACAACAGCUUUUUCCUACGGCACACAUAAGCCGCCAUAGACUUCUCAACUUGGUGCACCUGAAAAAUCACAGAGCACAAAACCACAAGCAGAAAAGCAAAAUCAAGUGCAGCAUCAAGGGCAGGGUAAUACUAGCAGCAUUCCGCCCGAUUUCUAAUUCUACUGAAAAUAAAAAUUAUUGAAACCUUUAACAGGCAUUCUCUGCAGCCAUAGGCCAUGAUAGUCUCUGGAAAAAGCUGACAUUGAGAACACUUCAAGCUUGUUCUUUAUGGAACUUGACCAAGUGAUCAACACUCCUUGAAAAAGGUCUACUGACAAAAUGUUAAAAAAAUAUUAAUAAUUUUAAUAAGAUGCUGCCUUUCAAAUGUAUACCUAACUGUCCUUAAUGAUGUUAAUAACAAUCUGCCAAUGAAAAGAGAUGAUAGAUUUAUGGUGUGACUGUUCUUAGCCAACCAGGAAAAGUAUGUUUCAGAAGGUUAACACUUGCACUCACUAGCAUGGUUGCAUCACUCAGUUUAUGCAAGCUUGGUUGGGUGAUCCACUGUUGAGAAUAAGUCUUGGUGCGAUUUGUCCUAAAAGGUAAACUGUUUGUUAUUUUCACUUUUGUGUUUAUUGAACUGUGAAUGAUUGCGUUAAGUCUGAGACUAAGGGUAUUUAAAGUGCCCCUAACCAUUCAAUUUGGUUUAGUUUGGUAGAUUUCCAUAUCCUUCAAGAACUCAUUUUUGAAAGCAUUUUUCAAAAAUAAUGAAUUCUGAUGUUUUUUAAUAAGCGCUUAAGUUACUAAAAUUCUUACAUUUUUGCCGGCUAUCAGCCCCCUGGACAUAUCAUUGUUUUGCGAGCUGAUAAGGAAGGAGCCAAUGAGAAGCAUCUGAUAUUUGACUUUUUUAGCUGUGAUAUAAGAAAAGGACACCAUUCCAAAGCACAAGGCAUUGAAUUUACGGAGCAAUUUCGAAGAUUAUUAGUUACAAUAGGUAUGGGAAUAUGUCCUCCGAAGAAGAGUUUUCCAAAGCAGGUAAGGAAGCAUGACUGACAAAGAAACAGAGAGUGGAUUAAAAGCUUAUAUGGAUGAGUUUCUCGCUGAUGAAGAAUGGCUGAAAAAUUAUACACAAGAAGAAAAACCAAGUAAGAAGCAGCUAGAAGAUGAAACCAGGACUGGUGAAUGUUGAGGCGUGUGCACAUUUUAUCUUCAUUUAAAAACCUCACACUUUGAAUUACCUGUAGUUCAAAGCCUGCCAACAUUGCCAGGAAAAAAACAAAUCUCUUUUCCUUAACAAAAAAAAAACAAACGUUUCAUCUAAACUGUCUUUUUAUGGUUAGGUGUACAUGAAGAAACUGCAGCGAAGAAGUUCUAAAAAAUUGCUGAAAAAAUUAUUGUUGCCAGGAAUUGGAUGCCUGCAUUGAAUCAAUGGAAAGCAAACUUGUACAAGAAGCUCAUCCAGAAGGCCAAAAAUUGUCCUGCAUAACCAACCACUCAGGCUUUAAGCCCGUCGCUUUAGUUAAAUGGACCCUCAGAAUGGCCGUCGCCACAGCCCAUCCACUAAUCACAGCCACACCCUAUCCACAGAGGACAAAAUCAGCCAGGCCGAAGGAGCAAUCAAGUCCCUAAAAAGGCACACAGACAAAGGAACUUGCCCAGAAAUCCAAGAAUACAGGGCGAGGGCCAAAAUAGGAGCCGACAAUGAUUUUAAAAGAGAGAUCAAAUCCGUAAACACGCAGAGCAAGAAACCCUCAGUGCAAUCAUACACUUCCAUCAGCAUGAAAUUGACCACUCAAGGUCAAAAUCAAGAAAGGAAAGAAAGCACUGAACUCUAAAAACUGUAGAUCGAUCAAACCAGCUCACGUAGCGCAAGCUGUAAACAAUGAUGUAACGAUUGAGACAGCAAAACAAAUUGCAGUAAAUCUCCAGGUUCAAAUCACCCAGUUCGGCACAAUGAUGGAAAAAUUAGGAGCCACUGAGAAUAAAGAAGUUAAAAAGUACACACGUGUAUUCUCUGACUCCCACCACAAACAUGGGGCCAUAAAGACAAUUACAAACUUCAAAUCACAUCUGCUACAGAGGUUACCCAGAGGAUCUCAUUAACACAACCCUUUCAGAUGUUAAUUUCAAAGACAGGAAACUAGCCCUUCAACAGAAACAAAAGAGAAACCUACGAAUCUUGCUUUUUCUCACACAAUACCAACCAUCAGUGCUUAACCUAAAGCAAAUUCUCAUGACAACUGGCAUUUAAUAGAGCAACAGCCAUUACUAAGCGAAAUCUACAAAAAUCCGCCCCUCAUAUCAUAUAAAAGAGGGUGGUCGCUCAAAGACAUACUCGUGAGAACCAAACUAUGAAAAAGGCUAUUUUAAACAUGCUGGGGAGUCAAGUAGGCCCAUCAACCCCAGUUUACACUUAAAUCAACCAGCCUACCGCUGUUUCAGACCACUUCACUCUUACAAGUCAUUCCAUCAAGGACAUACAACACAUUCUAUUCAAACUCAUGAAUUCACUCAGGGACAGCAUCCAUAAGGCCCACAAAGGAUUUCUAACGUCAAAGGCCAAAACACUUUAACCUUAUGGGAUGAAGAGUCAAGAUGAAAAUUAAAUUUUUAUAUAUUUUUUUAUGGCAAUGUUUCCAUCUGUUUUCUUUCUCCGCCAAUCCCAUUUUGUUUCUUUUUGUAUUAGUUAAAUCUUCUAAUCGUUUAUUCUAUUCUCUAAUAAAGACUAGUUUCUCUGGCAAAAAUAAUGGGCACAUAAGUCACCAACCCUCAAGCUGUCCCAUCACCUUUGCUUUCAAUGUAAAUGAUGUUCCUCCUUACUUGUCCUAUGGAUUACUUGUAUUAGCAUGACAAAGUAUCAUCAAACUUAAAUGUUAAUUAUAUCUAUAAGAUAGUCUCUCAAUGUAGUUAUGUACGUCAAUAAAUUAUCAGUACUAAAGCAAUUACUCUUAUUUCUCAUUUAAUUAUCACUAUAAUAAUUAUUAUAGAAAGUACUGCAAAAAAUGUAAUAGAAGUACUAAAUUUUUUUGUGUACCAUAUAUGGUGGUGGUUUUCUGCCAAUUCCUACAGCGAUGUCACUUUUUCCUAGGAGGAUAAACUUGUGGUUACCAAGGCAUUUUCCAUGUGUUCACAAUUUUGGAAGGAAACUGCAACAAGCCUCUGCAACAAAUAGUAACAGAUGCAAAAGAAUUUCUGCUACAUUGCAUUUAGACUGUGUAGCCCAUCAAGAUUCCGAAGCACCCAACAAAGCCUAAGUGCACCAAGCAACCUAAUAAUCCUCAUGUCAAACACCAUUCAGGAGAUUGAGGAUUAUUAUCCAGGAAGUGAAUUGGUAUUCUUUUUAUGUUGCAAAGUGCUGCCACCUUCUCUUUUAAUGGCAUAAGCAAGCUCUCCUGCAAACAGCCAACCUUCUCCAUCAAGCCUCCCUUCUUCAAGCAGUGUACUGAAUUUGUUAGCAGAAUUCCUUUUGCAUGAUAAUUUAUACAUCGUAUCACAUCCUUCAUCAUGCAGGAGUGUUAUGGUUGAUGAAAAUGAAGCCCCGAAAUGCUUCUGGCAAAAUUCAUAAAAAGUACUUGUUAGAAGCACUUGUAAAAGUCCGCGGGAGGUGUGAAAAGAAGCUACAUGUAUAUCUAUUGCAAAAUCCCAAAGAACUUUCAUGGUGGUACAAUGCUGGCUGGACUGUGCAAUUUGAGUGAACAUUACAGAUAUGUUUAUUUAGCAAUAUUAAAGGAUUUUUUUCGCUCUCUGCACCUUAGUGAUUUGGCUCGGACCACUGAAGCUUGUGGAGUGUCAUCAAGAGGAACUGGUUUAUUGAGCUGUCAGAAACAGGAAAUCUGUAACCUGUUAUACCAUGCAGGGCAUUUAGAUCUCUCUCAAGCUUGAAUCAGGCUUCAAUGCAUUUGUCAGAUAACCAUUUCCAAGAGACAUGAGAUGAUGCUAACUGAAAUAACCUUGAAACGCCUGGAUAUUUGAAAUUGUCUCACCAUGGACCAAAUUGUUAUUUUCCAAGUCAAGAAAAGUUAGCUUGAAGUACAGCAUAUUCCAAUUUCCGCCAAUAGGCAGUUCACAAUUCUGGCCAUUGCAUGUUUGUACUUGUGCGGGGGACAUGAAACAAUUGAUGCACAUGGACCAGAGUUCAGUGCAGAAGAGUUUUUAUUUCUGUCAAAAACUUUUGAGUCUGUUGGAAGCAGCAGAUUACAAAUAGAUAUGGUGGAAGGCGGUAAUCCUUUGAACAUUACGAAUACCAUCAAAUGUGAGCUAUUCGAGUGA